UUCCAUGGUGACAUCCACACAUCACAAUUAACAUUGUGCAAAGUUCUAAAAAUGCUAACGAAGUGAAAAGAAAAAGAGCAGAAGUUGCUCAGCAGUUUUACGAAUACAAUGGACACUUCCGUGGAGAGAAAAGACCAGACGCAGGCAGAGGAGCAGAGUUUGUUUCCCACUGCGGUGUCAGAAGAGGAGCUGGAUGAGGCCAGGAGAAAAAGCUCCUUCAAGCAGCUUUUUGGCUCCAGUAAAAUCUUUCUGGCACCAGGAGAGAAACGCCCUCACAGACCAGACCUUCAGGGGAGCCUCAUCAUCCAGAGCAAGGCUGCAGAGCACUACACAAAUGGAAAAGAGGCGAUGGGAAAGUUCCAGUAUGAGAAGGCGGUAAUCUGCUUCUCCAGAGCCAUCACACUGCAGCCUGAACAGACUCAGCUGUAUGUGAGUCAGGCGGAGGCCUACCUGCAGCUGUGUGACUUCCAGUCCGCAGCAGCCUGUUAUAAGAAGGCCUGGCUCCUGGAGCCCGGAGCCUUCAGAGACCGCCUGGCCUUCAUCUACUACCUCCAGGGCCAGUGUUUGUUUGACCGACGCCUUUUCCUGGAGGCUCUGGAGGCGUUCACUAAAGCUGCUGAGGUGAAGCCCGGCUGCAGGGUCUACGCAGUCAGAAGCCUGGCCUGUCUGACAGCUGCAGGUCACCUCACCGACUGUCUGCAGCUGGUCAACGACUGGAUGGUGUCAGACGGUCCCACCUCUGACCUUUACAUCCUCAGAGCCCGACUGCACCAGCAGCUCCACCAGGUUACAGCUGCAGGGACCUCUCACUUACUUCAGACACCUCCAACCAGCAGAAGAUACACUGUGUCACAAUGUUAUCGAGACGUGACGUCGGCGCUGGCGUUGAACCCGUCGUGUCCCGCGGCCGGAGCUCUGCUGCAGCAGCUGCAGCGAGCCGGUGAACAGGCCAGACAGAAGUCUGUGGACAGAGCUGUGAGCGGCGAGCUGCCUGAAGCCCUCUGCAUGAUCAACAUCGCUCUGGAGAACUGCCCCCGGGACGCACGCCUCUACCUGUUCAGAGGGAUUCUCUACCGACGUCUCAAAGACUUCACAGCCGCCAUCGAGGAUCUGAUCCAGGCUGUGGAGGACAAGAGGGACGAGCGAGGCUCCUUCGAAGAGCAGGUGGAGUUUCAGCUGGUUCUCACCUACAAUGACUUUGCCGUUCAGUGCUUCAGCAGAGGGCAGUACGCCGAAGCCACUCUGCUCCUCAACAAGGCCAUCGAGGAGGAGAAGAGCCAGGCAGGCCUGUACCUGAACCGAGGAGACUGUUUCUUUAAGCAGGGUGACUGGUGUUACGCUCUGGUCGACUACCAGCAGGCUGAGGAGAUGAUGAGACCUGGCGACCCUGCUGUCCGGCUGCGCCUCGCUGUCCUCCACAACACACUGGGCUCCUUCUGCUUCCAGGGCGGGCAUUUCCAGGAGGCAGCUGACAUGUUUUCUCUGGCCGUCCAGUACGACCCUUCAGCUGCUCAGUACUACGAGAAGAGAUCGAAGGCCUUCAGGAAGCUCCAGAACCUGAAGGGAGCCCGACAGGACCUGAUCUGUGUUCUGAUCCUGGAUCCCACCAACGAGGAGCUGCCGCCCAUGCUCAUGAGUCUGUUCCCUGGCUGCAGCGUCUCUGAUGUUUUGUCCAGUCCAGGAGGACAAGCCGUCAGAGAUCAGCUGAUGGACACCAUCCAGACCUGCACUUCCUGCUCUGAGCCACAAAGACUGAGUGAGAAGCUCCAACAGAUGACUCUGACCAAUCAGAGCACGGCGAGCCAAUCAGAAGCCCCACCUGAGGCAGGGGAGGAGCUGAGGUUGUGUAUGAACCAACAGGAGAUGGAGAUCAUGGUGAAGAGCCUCCUGCAGGGUCUCCACGUUCAAGUGUCCGUUUGACUAGAGGUGCGGGAUCAGAGGGGAGCUGGC
Seriola dumerili (greater amberjack) is the source of this 1950-nucleotide messenger RNA. It is a transcript of the gene ttc16, whose product is annotated as tetratricopeptide repeat domain 16. The coding region runs from base 109 to 1920 and encodes 603 amino acids. The transcript is spliced from 14 exons. The record is from RefSeq and is a predicted model, not a curated record. Gene Ontology annotation, molecular function: protein binding. Lineage: Eukaryota; Metazoa; Chordata; Actinopteri; Carangiformes; Carangidae.